This is a messenger RNA of Carica papaya (papaya), 615 nucleotides long. RefSeq lists its product as uncharacterized. The record is from RefSeq and is a predicted model, not a curated record. Lineage: Eukaryota; Viridiplantae; Streptophyta; Magnoliopsida; Brassicales; Caricaceae.
GAGCAGAGUAGAUUAAAGGUGUGUCGAUGGCAUAUUAUGGCAGAAGAAGAAACGAGUCGAUCUUCGAUUCAUUCAGUCUGAGUCCUCUGCCAUAUCCAGUUCUGUUAAUCCUUGCAGUGACGUCAAUCUUUCUCUGCACAUCAUGGUACUUUAACUAUGAAGAAGCUGUGGAAGCUGCCGAAGAACAAGCCAACUGGCUUCUUUUUGCCACACCAGUGGUGAUAAUACUCAUAGUUCGUUGGCUGUCGUCUAUGGAGAAUCCGGUCAUGUUCUUUAACAGAUCACCUUGGGAUCGUCGCCGGCAAACCCAUCACCGGCCGGAGGAAGGGAGCUCGCCUUGGGCUGUGGCGGGUUUUAUUGUCUUGCUGCUAAUUCUGGUGCAGUAUCAGUCUGUUUUUCUGGAUAGCUGGUUUGUCUGAUAAUUAUAUAUAGAGAUAAACUAAUUUUAACCCCAUUGCUGGAAAUCUUCUUCUAAGUUUCCUUUUUUUUGGGAGUGAGAUCUUUUUUUUUUGUGAUUUUUAUGUUGUUUAAGGAACUGGGUUUUGUGCAUAUUGAAAACCAGGGCGUAUACACAAUAUAUAUAAUAUAUAUCCGAUUAGAAUAUGGUUUGAUUCA